Messenger RNA from Pundamilia nyererei, 5179 nucleotides. RefSeq names its product microtubule associated monooxygenase, calponin and LIM domain containing 2a (gene mical2a). Gene Ontology annotation, molecular function: protein binding; FAD binding. The transcript has 24 exons. Lineage: Eukaryota; Metazoa; Chordata; Actinopteri; Cichliformes; Cichlidae. The record is from RefSeq and is a predicted model, not a curated record. The coding region runs from base 212 to 3277 and encodes 1021 amino acids.
GCACAGAAACUACUGCCUGUCAGUCUGACUGAGGACGCACUUUACUUUCCACAGCAGUCCCGCAGCUCGAUUAACCGAAGGCUCAGGCAGAAAGGCGCACAAGACGGGGCAUGAUGGUGCGGGCCAAGCUGAGGGUGUAGCCACAUCUGGCAGAGACCGCUGAACUAAGCAGGCGCCUCCGUACACCAGACCAUCUACUGCAGCUGGGAAGAUGGGAGAGACAGAGGAGGAGAGGGACAAUGUAGGGAAGCUGUUUGAGAACUUCAUCCAGGCCUCGACCUGCAAAGGAGCCCUUCAGGCCUUUAACGUCCUCUGCAGAUGCCAGAACCUCGACCCCGCAGAGCACAGCACCUUCUACAACAGUCUGAAGGCAAAGGUUACUUCCUGGAAAGCAAAAGCGCUUUGGAGUAAGCUCGACAAGAGGAUGUCCCAUAAGGAGUACAGAAAAGGCCAAGCCUGUGCGGGCACUAAGUGCCUCAUCAUCGGAGGAGGUCCCUGCGGCCUGCGGACUGCCAUUGAACUUGCCCUACUGGGUGCUAAAGUGGUGGUGAUUGAAAAGAGGGACUCUUUUUCCAGGAACAACGUGCUCCAUCUUUGGCCCUAUACCAUUCAUGACCUGCGGGGACUGGGGGCCAAAAAGUUCUAUGGAAAAUUCUGUGCCGGAGCCAUCAACCACAUCAGCAUUCAGCAGCUGCAGUUGAUCCUGCUGAAGGUUGCCCUGAUUGUUGCCGUGGAGUUUCACAUCAAUGUGGAGUUUGUCAACCUGUUGGAACCUCAGGAAAAUGAAGGGGUUGGGUGGAGGGCUGCAAUCCAACCUGCUGAUCACCCCGUGGCUAACUUUGAGUUUGAUGUGGUGGUGGGAGCUGACGGACGCAGAAAUACCCUGGAAGGUUUCAAAAGGAAGGAGUUCAGGGGUAAACUGGCAAUCGCCAUCACAGCCAACUUCAUCAACAGGAACACCACCGCAGAGGCCAAAGUAGAAGAGAUCAGUGGAGUGGCUUUCAUCUUCAACCAGAAGUUCUUUCUUGACCUCAAAGAAGAGACAGGUAUUGAUCUGGAGAACAUUGUGUACUACAAGGACAACACACAUUACUUUGUCAUGACUGCCAAGAAACAAAGCCUGCUGGACAAGGGAGUCGUCAUCAACGAUUACUCAGACACAGAGAUGCUGCUGAGUGGUGAAAACGUCAACCAGGAAGCUCUUUUGUGCUACGCCCGAGAGGCUGCUGACUUUGGCACAAACUACCAACUUCCCACACUGGACUUUGCCAUGAACCAUUGCGGGCAGCCAGAUGUAGCAAUGUUUGACUUCACUAACAUGUACGCCUCUGAGAACGCUGCUCUGGUCAGGGAGAGAUUUGGACACCAGUUGCUGGUAGCACUGGUUGGCGACAGUCUGCUUGAGCCCUUCUGGCCAAUGGGAACAGGCUGCGCCAGAGGCUUCCUGGCUGCCUUCGACACGGCCUGGAUGGUAAAGAGCUGGGCGCUGGGUCAGCCGGUCCUCGAAGUGCUGGCAGAGAGGGAGAGCAUUUACCGACUACUACCACAGACAACCCCUGAAAACAUUGCCAAAAACUUUGAGCAGUACACCCUAGACCCAGCAACUCGAUACCCCAACCUCAACUCUACCUGCAUCAGGCCUCACCAGGUGCGUCAUUUGUACAUUAGCGGACAGCUUAACCCCUGCUCUCUCGAGCGUGCCGCUACCAUACGACGGCCUGUCAAUCUCUCCAGACGUGACUCAGAGGUCAGACCAGCGAGGCUUCUCACUUGGUGCCAGAAGCAGACGGAGGGCUACAGGAAUGUGAUAAUCACAGACCUGGCAUCUUCUUGGAAAAAUGGUAUCGCCCUCUGUGCCCUCAUCCACAGAUUCAAACCUCAGCUGAUAGAUUUUGACUCAUUAAACGACGAGGACCACGUUGCAAACCUCCAGCUGGCAUUUGACAUCAGUGAGCGGGAAUUUGGGAUUCGUCCAUUCACAUCUGCGAAGGAGCUGAGUAAAGAGGAGGAGCUGGAUAAAACCAAGAUGAUCAACUACCUGUCCAAGUUCUACGAGCUCUUCCGCGGAACGCCUCUACCUGCAUCAGGUUCCAGAGGAGUGGAUGAAAACAAUGAAGAUUAUCCGUCGAAGGAAGUCAAAAGUAAUAAUAAUGUGCUCAAUUUUGCACUGACCAGGAAACGGGUGCCAAAGGAAGAGAAGAAGCUAGACGGUACAGACCCCAUUUACAAAAGAAGGCGGAAGUUCUAUUUGGAGGAGGCCACUAACUUGGCCAGUAAUGGCUCCACAGUUCGAGACAGGCCGGAUCCAAAGGAAAAUAAAGUGCGCUCUAUGGCUACGCAGUUGUUGGCCAAGUUUGAAAAUAAACCGAACUACACCAUCCGCAAAACACAGUCAGACUUGGAGGAGUCCUCAUUCCUCCGUACUCUCGACCUCACUGACGGUCUGCCCGUUAAACUCAGACCUCCGGUCCCACCCAAACCUUCUCCUGUGACACAGUUUGGAGUCAGUAUCAGAAAAGCAGCACAACAGUUAGUCCGCCUGCCUCCAAAGACUCUGCCCAAACCCCAGCUUCAGCCCCCACAUCCAUUUUCUGUAGUAAAGCUCAGACAUGUCGAUCUAGCGCAUGCUGAGACGAAGCCUCAGCUGGAGGGUGCAGAGCCCCCUGUUUCUCCUUCCUCCUGUCAGUCAGCAGUCCAUUUCAUGACAAGAGUCCUCCAUCGUCUCAAGGAGGUGGACGAACACAUCUCUGAGAAAAAAGCUCAGACACAACAGGUUAGAGAGUUUCAUGCAAAGAGUAUAAAGGAAAAAGCCGUCCACCUUAGCGGGUUGUUCCCAGGAAACGGUUCUGAUGUACUUAAGGGCGGCUCAGUACGAAGGGCGUUUCCCCCGUCGGGUGACAAGUGUCACUCGUGUCAGAAGCGUGUUUAUAUGGUGGAGAGGAUCUGCACCGAGGGGCUUUACUUCCACAGGGAGUGUUUCCGCUGUUCGACCUGCAGCUCUGUUCUUCGACAGGGAGCGCAUGCUUUCCACUCUGAAGAGGGGAAACUCUACUGCAAACUGCAUUUUGAUCAGCGGAACACUGGGACGAGCAUACGGAGGACUUUCUCUCUACCCUCAGUGAGACCUAAUCGUGAUAGCAUUCAGGAGCACCGUCCUACUGAUGAAGAUAUCACCCCCUCCAGCAGUCCGGCAGACCUGCAGAGUGAACCCGCAGCAGCGGACGCCUUUUAUGAAGCCUGUGAGACAAUCGGGUGGUUAGGAGAAAUGACUUUUUAAAGGCGAGCUUCCAUCAGCGUCUCCUUACAGGAGUUGGGGAGUGUGAAAAAUAUCCCUUCCAGCUCCAGACCGGCAAGAGUUGUCACUUGAAUGAGUAUCAAUUAAAUCAAAAGAUGUAUUUGAUUUAAAAAAAAAAUGUGAGUGAGGAUUUAAAGAGAAGUACUCUGGGAAGACCUCUUCAGCCGGUUCUUCCCGUCUCCGCUGGAGAUGGGCAGCUCAAUGCUACGUUAUCCACCACUUGCGCGACAUACCUGAAGUGCAAGCAACACAAGCAUCCAAACUGUGACCGUGAUUCCUCCUCUGUGGAAGAAAGGGAAAAGCACACAGCUGACUCAUGUGUUUAUGCAGUUACUGUAGAAUGAGUCCAUGAGAGCUACACCUAAAAUUUGGCAGUGGCGGCCGGAAGGUGAGGCUUCAAAAACCUCCAGCUCCAGAUGGCAUCACAUCAGACUGGUAAUAAAGGCAUUAUUCUCGAAGCCUUUCCAUGAUGAUCUGACAACAGGGGCAAAGAACUACGAUCUGUUUUCAAACCAACGUAUUUAACGUUUGAGAGAAAUGUUGUUCAUUUAACUAAUAAUAAUCAUAUCCCUUACUCCUAGUCCUACUGUGGUAUAGGCACAGAUAAGCAACUGACGUUCUAAUCCACCAUGGUGGAUGAGCCAGAGUCAUGCAUAUUAGUCUCAUCAGUAAUUUUGGUUUGUGAUGUUUAGUAAAGAAUAAGAAUUUUUUUUAAAUCCCUUUGAGGUCUACACCUUAAGUCUCAGGCAACAAACUAACAAAUUUUCUCAAUAAGUGAUAUCUUUCCCUUUACAUGUCUCUUUGCUGGUCGGCCUCUAAAAGCUUGUUUUAGGAUGAUAAUGAUGGAUGAGGCACAUUUUCUUAUUAUUGUCAGUACACGGUAAUGCCUGUUAAAGAGAGAUUCUCUUGUUCAGUUCAUGAGAUUUAGAAGCAGACUUCUUUUCUUUGAUUUAUUAGUGCCGAUAUGACAAACACAACACUAUACGCUGAAAAAACGGCUGUUAAAUUAAUGCUAUUUUUCUUUCUUGUUCCCAGCUUUUUCAUGCAUGCAUAAAAGUGUACAAAGAUCUCUUAGAUAUGUCUUAGUUUUUCUCUACUCAGAAUCAGUUGAACUUGCAGACUAUAACAAACAGUCGGGCAUGUGCAGAUUUCUUUUUAAAAGUCUGUUUUCUUUGACUUGAAGAAGUCGCCACAGAAGAAAGCCAUCACCUCAUCCACUCAUCACUAAAAAGGGACUUCAAGUUUUAUUGCUGGGCAAGUCUAUCAGUAAUGGGUUUUGUUGUUGUUGUUGUUGUUUUAAAAUAAUCUUUUUAUAAUUGUUUGAUUUUGCAUCACUGUUUCAGGUUCUAUUGCAGAGUAAAUACACAGUAGUGACUGCUAACUUUUGAUAUGAUGAAUGUUUUUCUACCUUGAUGGUCACAUACAGUCAGUAUGGUGUACAUUUUGUUUUGCUGGGAAACUUUGGGUCCCUAGACUCACAUCAGCCACCUAAACUUUGUUGCAAGCCAGUCAAAUACGUAGUGCCUCCAAAUUUCCCAAAUACUAAUCAGACUGUGCUGCAGGAUGCACAAGAGCAAGCAGGAUCCAAAGAGGAGCCAUUCUACAACCCACAGGACAUGAAUGUGCUACAUCCUGGUGCCAGACAUCCUGUAUCCAUGUCAUAAUGGGCCAGAGUGAUUCUGACAGCACGACUUCUAAUAUCAGGCAUUAUCUUUUCAGUCCAACAAAAGAACAUUAAACAAACUAAAAAUAAAGCAAUUAAAGAUGCUAUAAAUAUAUAUAUACAUGGCAAAAUUAAGUCUGACCUAUUACACCGUUCCUUAUUUUUUGUCAUAUAGAUUCUGAGCACUCACACAAUGCUCAUAUUAAACAAGUCCACCACUG